UCGCGUUACCCACCUUGUAACCGACCCAAUCGUUGCGAUGGCUUUGCUCGUCAGGCUCCGCCGCUGCCUCCCUCCUCUCGGCCUCCCCCUCCCCCGCCGCCUCUCCGCUGCCCCGACCGCGGACCCUGCCGAACCCAUCACUGCCGUCGCUGCCCUCUCACUUCUCCGCUCCGAGAAGGACCCGGCCCGCGUUCUCUCCAUCUGCCGCGCCGCUGCACUCUCGCCCAACUCCUACCCCGAUCGAACUGCCCUCUCCCUCGCCGUGUCCUCCCUCUCGGCCGCUGGCUCCCCCACCUCCGUCCGAUCCCUCCUCGACGGCCUCCUCUCCUCCACCUCCGCCGCCGUUGCCCGUCCCCACGUCAUUGUCCUCUUCGGCCAGGCCGGCAUGCUCCCCGACGCCCUCCGCACAUUCGAAGCAUCCCAAACCCCGUCUGUUCGAUCUCUCAACGCUCUCCUCUUCGCCUGCAUCUUGUCCAAGAAACACGCCGAGGUCCCGAGAAUCUUCUACGAUUUUACCAUUUCCUACGGUAUAAACCCUAAUCUCGACACCUACAACACCGUAAUUAAAGCAUUUUGCGAAUCGGGAUCGUCAAGAUGCUUCUUUUCCGUCUUGGAGGAGAUGGUUCGGAUGAGAAUAAAGCCAAAUUUGACGACUUUCAGCGUUGCGCUUGCUGGGUUUUACCGCGAGCAGUUAUUUGAUGAUAUUAGGAAGGUUCUGUGGUUGAUGAAGAAGCAUAAAUGUCAUGCCGGUCUCUCAAUCUAUAAUGUUAGGAUUCUGAGCUUAUGCAAGCUGAAGAAAAGCAAUGAGGCCAAAGAGUUACUGAAGGAAAUGCGAAUGAGGGGCAUGAAGCCAAAUUGGGUCACCUAUGAUCAUCUCAUCUUGGGGUUCUGCAUUGAGGGGUGCUUGGAUGAGGCGAAGGUGCUUUUCAGGGAGAUGGAUAAGAGAGGAUUGGUCCCUGAGAGCAGGUGUUACUUUAGUUUGAUUUACUUUCUGUGCAAAGGUGGGGCUUUCGAGAUGGCUUUGGAAGUGUGUAGGAAGAGUAUGGAGAGGAAUUGGGUGCCAUGUUUUUCCCUUAUGAGGGAGCUUGUGAAUGGGCUUGUUAGUACUUCGAAGUUUGAGGAGGCUAGGGAUAUUAUUGCAAAGGUGAAGGAGAAGUUCCCCACAAAUGCUGAGAUGUGGAGGGAGGUGGAAGGAACUUUGCCGUAGUUGCACACUGAGGACUUGGGGAGUCUGUGAGGAUUCUCGAUCUGACAGAAAUGAGGUCAUUGGCUACCGCAAGAAUUAAACUUUACCUUGCCGCUGAAAUAUGAUAUUGUCCAAUGUGGAAAAGCAUACAUUGAAUACAUGAAGGAGGCUUCCUCUCCCUUGAUGGAUGUCUUAUGCUUGAUUGGAAUUUAAUACCGAGAUAUGAGGUUUGUCAAGUCUGGAUUCAGUUCAAUUAUCAUCAUUGGCUUGCAAUUCUUUUUGAUUUGUCACUGGACAGGGAACACUGGCUGUGGCUUACAAUAAAUAUUAAUGUGUCCUGUUAGUUUCUUCAAUUAGGAAUGCUCCUAUAUUUAGAUGGUCGUUCUCUUAGUAUUUAAUUGUCAGUUGAAAUUUAGUCUUGUCAACUUACAGAUGAAACCAGAGUUUUAGGUGGUUUUCACUAUGGUGGUUUUGUUUUCUGGGAGUAAAUGAAAUCGAGCUCCUUGGUAAUCUUCACAGAUCUAUUAUUUAGGGUGAAAUUUGGAUGUUCUUACCAAGGGGAUGAUGGACAAGUGGAUUUUGAUCAUCUUGGAUGAUGUGUGGGAGGGUUUCAAUAAUUCAUUGGAGUACCUUGCCACCCUGUUUUAUUCUAGGAAUGAGGAAGCAGGAUUCUAAUGAACGCCAGGCUUGAAAGCAUAGCAAAAAGUAUAGGUGACAAUAAAUCUGGAGAACUGGGAAUUAUUUAAAGAAUGAGCAUUUGGUGACCAAAACUUCAAAAGUUGGAACAUAUAUGACAGCUGCAUGCACAUCUGAAUCUAUCCUAUUUUUUAUAUGCUUUGUUUCCAAAGAAUUACUGCUUUGAGAAAGAUCUAGUACCGUAGCUUUGGAUGGCCCUGUGGUUUGCUCACUCUGAUGGAGUAGACAGUGGGAACUUAGUAGAUGAUCUUUCAAGUAAGUCAUUUAUUAAGAGAGGAAGAAUAACAAGUUUGUGAUCCACACAGUGUUUCAUUAGCUUGCAGAAUGUUGAAGAGGUUUUGGAAGAUCUUAAACGCUUGCAGAUGUUGAUACUUUCUGAGCUUCCGGUGGAUUUAUCUACAGUUCCCUAGCAAUGAAAUCGAAUAGCUCCUCAAGUUAUUUUGCUUGCUUUAAUAUCUAGAAUGGCUGAAUCUGUGGCACUCUAAGCAUUUGCAGUUGCCAAAAAACUUGAACAAGUCGUUCAUAAGUGCUGAUGUAAAGCAAUUUCUGUCAUAGCUGGGAUCAGCAAUUGAAACUCUUCAUAAUUAAGAGUAUUGUCUCCAGCAUCAGAAACGUUUUGAUGUAGGAUGGUUAAGGGCCAUGAACGAGCUUCAGAAGUGACUUUGCAUCAAAGGUCUCCAUCAUGCUGUGACUCGAGGAAAGUUCAGCCUGUGAACAUAAAUAGAUUCUUGAAGGUCUCCAGUCACAUUAUAAUCUUAGAGAGAUGAUGAUUACAGGAUACAUGGGCUCAAAUCUCCAAGCUGGCUAAAGGAACAAAUUUUGUCUAAUAUUGAGCAUUCAGCAGCAUCCUGCUAUUUGCCAAUCUUUAACAGCCUUGCUUUGUGCCUCAGAUGUUGUUGGCCUAUACAUCCAGUGCCCUAUUCAUUACAGCAGCGUAGCACAUGAAGGAACACAGAGAGAAAACCUGAUUUCCAGAAAGAAAGAAAAUUUCAACUUUACAACUAUUUAGCCUUUGAGGCUAAUCUCUGGAUACAUGAGUUAUCACAAUUUUCUCAAAGGAUUCCACGACAACAAAAUACUACUAACUGGAUUAGUCAAAAAAUGAAGUGUUGGAAGCUGAUGUAAAUGAGCCUUCAGGCGCAUGAGGACCGAGCUAUGCGCGUUGGUGAUAAGCCUCAUUUGGUGGUGAAGUCUUACUCCAAUUCCUUAGCCGGCUGGUCAAAGAAGCUCACCGAGAGUGAUUUAAGAUAAAAGAAUACUGCUCACAGGUCCUGCCCCCUAGUGUCAUAGGGAAGGUAUGGCACGGCACAUUAGUAUAUUUGACGUGUGAUAAAGACUAAUCUGAGCACAAAAUGUAUUGUCAUAAAGGGUCAUCUGAGAACCAAAAAUUGUUAUAUGUUUCAUGA
This is a messenger RNA of Musa acuminata subsp. malaccensis (wild Malaysian banana), 3288 nucleotides long. Its product is annotated as small ribosomal subunit protein mS86 (rPPR1)-like. NCBI's taxonomy places the organism in Eukaryota, Viridiplantae, Streptophyta, Magnoliopsida, Zingiberales, Musaceae. The record is from RefSeq and is a predicted model, not a curated record. Gene Ontology annotation, molecular function: protein binding.